AUUAGGUUGUUCGGAACAAAGUGCAAUAGCUGUCUUCAGUCCAUCCCCUCCAGUGAGCUAGUGAUGCGGGCGCUAAGCAACGUCUACCACCUGCGAUGCUUCACUUGCGUCAUCUGCCGGCAACAGCUCAAGAAGGGAGACGAGUUUGUCCUGAAGGAAAACCGGCUCUACUGCAAGGAGGAUUACACUAAGGAGCAGGGGACCAUGGAACAGAAAGUUUCACGUAAAGAACAUUCAGAUGGGAGGAAAGGUCCCAAGCGGCCGAGGACAAUCCUGACCACCCAACAGAGACGAGCGUUCAAGGCUUCCUUCGAAGUCUCCUCAAAACCUUGUCGAAAAGUGCGAGAGUCCUUAGCAGCCGAGACAGGACUGAGCGUCCGCGUGGUUCAAGUCUGGUUCCAGAACCAAAGAGCUAAGAUGAAGAAACUAGCCAGGAAGAAUAUGACGGAGCAGGAGGCCGCAGCCCAGAGAAGAAGUGGCCAGAACCGACAUCGGCGAAAUAAGGACAAGAAUGAAGAUUCGGACAGUGAUGACAGCACCUGUGUCAAAAUGGACGAUGACGAUGACGAUUUCUCCUUCGAUGACCUUAGCAACCACGAAUUCGACAUGACCCCCCACAUGACACCACCCAUGUCAGACCCCCCACCAUACCCUGAGUCCUCCAUGGCCCUCUCCAUUCCCCCACCCCAGGGGGUGACCUCCACCUCCCCUAUGUACGCCCACGAUCAAAUGUUCAUGGCCGAUGGCCCCCCGCCGAUAGACAGCGGUAUCGACGACGAUCUCGUCUCGACGAGUCAGGGUACCUCUCUGCACAGUAGUGGGAGCGAGUGUGAAGGAAAUAGUCUGGUGCACCACAGCAUAUCCAUUAGUAAUCCUAUCGACAAGCUGUACUCAAUGCAGGACUCGUACUUCAAUGCAAUCGAAUGACUAGCCUGGAAGGAAUGCCCAACUCACUGAAACAUUCAGACUCUGUAGAUCUGCACUGCAUGGAGCCAUCUUGGAUUUUCUUCCAUAGGAGAAUGUGAGACCCAGAGUGAGGCUAUUGGUGCAUGACAGGCUGGUGCCCUUAACAUAGCCAACUGACAUCAGGAUGAGCACUACCAGGAACCAGACUGCAGCCUGCCUGUUAACCUCAUUUUGGCCGUACCGUGAGGCCCAUGACUGAAUAGGCUGGUACCCAAUACAAUAUCAAGUGACUGACUACAUAAUGCAGUCCGGGAUUCAGACAAUGAUGGCUACUGGGUCAAUACGGAAGUUGUACAGUACAUAUUUUUUGGGGGGAAAUAACUACUUUUCAAGAAGUUUCAAAUAUCAGCCACUCUUUCAACCAAAUGACAAAACAAUUCAACGAUGGAUCUCUUCUGUCUUUGUUAUGAACUUUUCCAUUGUAUUCAUAAUGAAUAUGUAAAUAUCAACUCUUACAUGUACAUGUAUGUAAGCUUAUACAGUCCAAUUCAAAGGCCGACUUUUGCAAGCCAACUUCACAACCAAAAGUAUGAACAAUCUUUUGUCGCUACUUCUUUUUUUUUCGCAAUUCACUGCCGGGAAGUCUUUUCAUGCAUCUGUAUUUAGCCCUACAGUGUUACAGGGUGAUCCUAUACAACAGCACUGCCCAGUUCCACAAGUGUGUCAGUCAGUUAAUCAGUCAGUUAGGUAUGACGAGGACAGGGAGCUCUGGGACCAGCACAAAUUUGUGCAAAAAAGGAAAAUAUUCCCUCCUGUUUGAAAUACUGCAAAGCAUUGAAACUCAUUGUCAUGUUAAUGAGAAGUUAGGAAGAAAAUGACACAAGAGGGCGCUAUACCCAACACAUGGAUCCAACUCAACGAGGCAAAAAUAGACAUGCAAUGCAUGUAACUCACAAGUCCCCAAAAGCCUAUUUAUUAUAUCUAUAAAGGAAAGUGCUGUUUUAACAUUCAUUGGAAUAACAAUAAAAGCCCUACUUUCAAACUUUCGCAAGAAAAAUGGCCAUCUUCGGACUUAAAUUAAGAAAGAUCAUAAGCUUGCUAAAAAUGUCUUACCUUGCAAUGUUUUACAUUCUAAAUAUCUCAACAAGUGCAUACAUGUUUCGUUUCAGUCUGUAAAUGUGUAGGCCUAUGCAAAGUGUCUUUUGUUAUUUGAUCCAAACUUUUGUCUUUUUUUCCGGUCGGAAAGUUUAGUGAAAAACUUGGCAGGUACUUAAGUACGUAUUUAAGACAAAUGAACAAUAAUCGCCAAAUGAGCAAAUUUGUUUGCGUUUUAUCAUCAGUGUCAUCUUGAUACUUUUCUUAGAUAACUUUAUUUUUGGUCGAACUGUAGUUUUGUUCAUCGUUAGUUACAGGAAAUGUCUGUGUUACUUC
Messenger RNA from Patiria miniata (bat star), 2337 nucleotides. RefSeq names its product LIM homeobox transcription factor 1-alpha-like. The coding region runs from base 64 to 927 and encodes 287 amino acids. Gene Ontology annotation, cellular component: nucleus. Gene Ontology annotation, biological process: neuron differentiation; regulation of transcription by RNA polymerase II. Gene Ontology annotation, molecular function: RNA polymerase II transcription regulatory region sequence-specific DNA binding; DNA-binding transcription factor activity, RNA polymerase II-specific. The record is from RefSeq and is a predicted model, not a curated record. Lineage: Eukaryota; Metazoa; Echinodermata; Asteroidea; Valvatida; Asterinidae. The transcript has 5 exons.